UAACACACACACCGAGCUGCUAACACGGAGGCAAGGGAAAAGUAGGAGGGGCUGGCACAGCGGAGAGCGGUGAGAUCAGAUGCCAGCGGCUCAGGGAGUCAUUCCCCAGCUCCCAGGAAUAUAAAAGUCCGGCUCAUUCAUCACCCUGCCCUGGGACGCUCUGGACCACAGCUGGCCUGGCAGGGAGGAGCAACCUAGGAAGUGAACUGCUGAGGACCCCGCUGCCGCCUCCCGCAAAGAGGGUUUGGACACACCAUAUAAACACCUGCAGCUACAGCAGUACAUCUCCUCGAUCUCCAAACUAAACAGUCCACAGAGAAAAAGGUUUCCAGUGAACGGUGAGUAACUGAGCCAAGGAAGCUCCUCCAGCUCUAAUCCACCAGGCAAGACAAUUGUUUCCUUGGCAGGAGAUCCCACGGGAUCCCUACCCAUAAUGGAAGCGUGAGCGCGAGGCUCCUCCAUGACCUCCAGAAGCCACAACUCCUUGCCGCGAACUCUGAUGGCUCCUCGCAUGCUUUCUGAAGGGGCGCUGGGAGGCAUCUCCCAAAUCACCUCCUCUCUGUACCUGAGCAGGGGCAGCGUUGCCUCCAACCGACAUCUGCUUUUGGCUCGAGGCAUCACCUGCAUCAUCAAUGCCACCAUCGAGAUCCCCAACUUUAAUUGGCCCCAGUUCGAAUAUGUCAAAGUGCCUCUGGCCGACAUGCCUCAAGCCCCCAUCUCCCUGUACUUCGACAGCGUGGCCGACAAAAUCCACAGUGUGGCACGGAAGCACGGUGCCACCUUAGUCCACUGCGCUGCAGGGGUGAGCAGGUCAGCCACCCUGUGCAUCGCCUACCUGAUGAAGUACCACAACGUGUCCCUGUUUGACGCUUACAACUGGGUCAAAUCGAGACGUCCUGUUAUACGUCCCAAUGUGGGCUUCUGGAGGCAGCUGAUAGACUACGAGCGGAAGCUCUUUGGGAAGACCACGGUUAAAAUGGUACAGACGCCAUACGGCAUCAUCCCAGACGUUUACGAGAGGGAGAGGGGACCUCUGGUGCCUUACUGGGGUAUUUAACGUGACUGCAUCCAUGGGAAGAGCAGAAGGGACUCGUCCCGAGUCGACCAGACUAGAGACAAUCCCUUCUUUCUACCGCCAACUUCAGUUCUUCACCACAGGGCAGAACCUUAAUUAAUUCACACCUCACUAACCUGAAAAGCCAACAAUUUCCCCUACUUGUCUUCAAAGCAUACAUAAGCAAGUAGGCCUCAUUCUACCUUCCAGAGAGUGAGGUCUCCUUACUAGCACUGAUUCCCAUCACAAAGCACCUCUUCCACCCCUCCAUCCACCCCCACCCAGUCAGUUUACUAGCAUACUACAAGCAAAGAGCUAAAAGGCAUUUGGCAGAGUUAAUGAACAAAAGUACACUUUGUGAUGCGGUAGCCUGGAUAUUUCUUUAAUAGCUUGUUUGCUUCCUCGCGAAAUCCUGUAGCUGAUAAGGAGCAGCACUAGCACAAAAUGAAUAAGGUCCUACUCUAACUCAGCGGGUUUUUUAAGAGCCAGAGAGAGGAGUGCAGAAAUUUUUGCUAGCGCUGUUAUUUUCUUUAACUACUGUAGUGACUUAUAAUAUUAUAUAGUGUUUAGGAAAUCUUUAGCCAGCAUUUACUCCUCAUAAAGUUAAGUCAAUCCAAGUCUGCCACAAACAACAGAAUCCAAAAUGAUUAAAAUAAUUGCAGUAUGUUCCGCAGCAGAGUAACAGUCCCUGAAAGCACUUGUCCACCUGGAUAAAUGCAUAUAUGAGUACGUGUUUGCAGGAUGGGGGAAACAUAGCAGAGCUCACUUCAAAGCGUAGCUCAGUACAGAAGUGAUGGGUUAACCUUUCCCACACCAAAUGGCCAAAUGAAUGCUUAGGAAGUUUUGUGCAUGCAGCUACCCUCGCAAAAGGGUUGAGCUGUAGUGUUUCAUUACCCAACCAGUAAAUUGGAAGUAGGGAAAUCUGCUGGAUCACUUAGCUCCAAGUACAGCUGCAAUCUGCCUCAGAUCUUUUCAAGUUCACUUUGUUAUGGCCUCAAGGAUUAUGUUGCAUUCUAGAAUUAUCCUGCUCAAGACACACUGAUCUAGUAAACCUGCAGUACAAAGAUGGCUCUAUGGAAAAGGCUUCGGUUUCUUUUUUUUGCUUACAAUGAGAAAAGGAGCGACUCCAACCUGAAAAGCAGUAGAUGUUGUUCAACGAUCAGACAGCCGAGUCAUGAAUGUCAUCCACACACUUGCACAUGGGCAGAUAUUGAUAUCACUAAUGCAGAACUGGAACCCCAGGACAACCAAACCAAGUAACUUGUUCAACAAAGCUGUUUGUCUCCUUUCCUGCAUCUCCAAAAGAGGAAGACACAGAUUGCUGGAUGCUGAGAGAUAAACAUUGGAUUUAAAAUGAGAGACUAUACUUGUAAAAAUUCUCAAUAAAGAUUAUAAACAAGA
Molecule: messenger RNA, 2455 nt
Organism: Alligator mississippiensis (American alligator)
Lineage: Eukaryota; Metazoa; Chordata; Crocodylia; Alligatoridae
Gene: DUSP14
Product: dual specificity phosphatase 14
Exons: 3
Coding region: 461-1057 (198 amino acids)
Biological process (GO): protein dephosphorylation
Cellular component (GO): cytoplasm
Molecular function (GO): MAP kinase tyrosine/serine/threonine phosphatase activity
Source: RefSeq, a predicted model, not a curated record